AUGGUUGUUUUGAAUCCGAACAAUUGGCAUUGGGUUGACAAGAACACGUUACCAUGGACCAAAGCUUUCUUUCAGGAUCGUCUUUCAGACCUUACAGUGGUCAGUAACGACAGCAAGCACGAGAUCAAAAUAACAUCUGUAUCAAAUGUAUCUGGGGAUUCCAACGUUUCUCAAAGAAAGGGUCAACCAAUCUGUUAUUUCGAUUUGCAAUUAUCCUUUGCAGUUCAGGUUGCAGAGCUGGAAACUGAAAAGGAAUUAUCAUCUGGGACAAUCAGCAUACCAGAAUUCAUGCAUGAUGAAAGAGAUUUUGAAGUUCAAUAUCAAAGUUUUGACUCAUUUCUAGAUUUGAUUAAGUUGGAGUUUUACCCUAGGGUUUACGAAAUUCUCUUGCAGUAUCAACCUGCUCUGAUCGAAGAACAUUCAAAAGAUUUAAAACAUAAUCAAUAA
Messenger RNA from Zygotorulaspora mrakii, 447 nucleotides. It is a transcript of the gene HCH1, whose product is annotated as Hch1p. The record is from RefSeq and is a predicted model, not a curated record. The coding region runs from base 1 to 447 and encodes 148 amino acids. Gene Ontology annotation, molecular function: protein-folding chaperone binding; ATPase activator activity. Gene Ontology annotation, cellular component: cytosol. The transcript has a single exon. Lineage: Eukaryota; Fungi; Ascomycota; Saccharomycetes; Saccharomycetales; Saccharomycetaceae. Gene Ontology annotation, biological process: positive regulation of ATP-dependent activity; protein folding.